Molecule: messenger RNA, 489 nt
Organism: Mycena indigotica
Lineage: Eukaryota; Fungi; Basidiomycota; Agaricomycetes; Agaricales; Mycenaceae
Exons: 3
Coding region: 1-489 (162 amino acids)
Source: RefSeq, a predicted model, not a curated record
AUGCCCCAAAUUCGCGCCGCAACUCAGCAAACCUCUGCCUCAGCUAUUUAUGAAAUGCCUCUGAUGAUGACCUCACUUCCCCUGCAAGCCCCACUACUUAUAAGGACGCGUCGUCGCGUCGACCACCCCUGCUCUACAUCGCGAAGACGCUAUUCGACGCGUCGAAGACACUGUAAUCGAACAGACUGUCCAACAUGGACAUCAUCCGACCACCCUUUCGACCGAUUACCGUGGAUUUCAGCCAUGGACGUUGCUCCUGACCCAGCCAACAUGGCAGAUAUUGCCGACCUCUCCCAACUUACCGUUGACGACGACCAUGUGUCAACUGGCGCUGGACCGAUUCGUCGUCGAAAGACCUCAUUGCGCUCCAAUCCCCUUGCUCAUGACUCUCACCCCCAUACACCACACCCCCAUAAUCACAACUGCCGCGUCGAAUUCCAUAAUCUCAUGCCCGUACUGUCUUGCGAGCGACCUUUCGCAGCUGACUAA